Molecule: messenger RNA, 7740 nt
Organism: Pneumocystis murina B123
Lineage: Eukaryota; Fungi; Ascomycota; Pneumocystomycetes; Pneumocystales; Pneumocystaceae
Exons: 23
Coding region: 1-7740 (2579 amino acids)
Biological process (GO): cellular response to amino acid starvation; regulation of translation
Cellular component (GO): cytosol
Molecular function (GO): protein kinase regulator activity
Source: RefSeq, a predicted model, not a curated record
AUGGUGAAGAAUCAAGAUGAUUCUGACUGUGAAACGCCUAAUGAGGAUGAUGAUGUUUUAGAAAGGCUUCUUUUUUUGUCUGGAUCGUUUAAACAGCGUAAUAUUUAUUUAAUUAAAAAAAAACUUGAGAUAUGGAUUGAAGAAGUGGAUGAUAUUUUUAAAUUUUCAUUGAUUUUAAAUUGUUUAUUUAAGGCGGGUAAAUUUUGUUAUAAUAAGUCGAUUCAGCUUUGUAUACAAUAUGUUCUUUUAAAAUUAUAUGAAAAAGAUAAAGAACAAUGUCUAGUAAAGUUUAUUGAAAUGCUUAAUCAAGAAACAGCAGGGAUGCUUUCUAGAAGUGUUUCACCGCAUCCCAUUUUUAUUCUUCUUAAGUGGGUAAACAAAUUCAUUAUUAAUAUAUUGGUGAAUAUAACUUUAAUUCAAAAAUAUCUUCCAGAGCUUGUUUCCAACCAAGCUAUUUUGCUUAAUCUGUUUUUAUCUUCAUUAGUUAAAGCUCGUGCUAAAUCUAGUGCUUUACGAUCUGUUGAAGGAACAUUGAGAAGUACAAUUAUCAAAACAUUAAAUGAAAAUGCAUUUUUAUGUUUAAAUAUUUAUAUAGAGGAGCUUAUAAAAGAUACAAAGAUAGGAUUUUGCAUGAAAAAUACUGUUUUAUUUGGCAUGAUUGCAAAAAUCACUUCUCAUUCACAAUUCAAUGAAAAAAGUGUUCUUAUGGAAAAAAAGGAUGAAAUUAUUAAUUAUUAUAUAAACAAUAUUAUUAAAUCACGGGUAUUACUUCCUAAUAGAAUUAUUACUGGAAUGAAUGAUUUUUUUGUUUAUUUUAUUACUUUUGAAGAUUUUAAAUUCAAAAUUGCAUCUCAUCUUGAAAAAGCGUUAUUAAGAACUCCAGAAAUCACUCUUAAUGGAAUUUUAAAAGAAUUACUUCAAUCAUUGCCAUUAAGUAUUAAAAUAGAUGAAAUUAUUUAUGAAAAAUUUCUUAUACCAAUUUUAAAUUCAUUAAAAUCAAUGGAUUCUAAUAUUAGCGAAAAUGCUUUACAGACUUUUGAAGGGAUAAUUCAAAGAUGCAAUGAUCAGGAUAAAAUUCAUCAGACAAUGGAAAAAAUUAUUCUUGAAUUAAAUUCAGGAUUUCUAUUUUCUCUUGAACAUAAACUUUUGUUUAUCAGAUCUUUAGCAUGUCUUCCAAAGUCACUUGAGUUAUCUAAUUCCGUUCUAUCAUUCUUAUCAACUCAUAUUCAUAAAAAAGCGAAUGAAAACAUAUCUGUUGCAUUAAUUAAAUGUUUUUUUUCUCAUUUCACAUAUAUUAUUAGUACAACUUAUGAGUUUUCUGAUGAAUAUAUAGAGUUAAUUAAGGAAGGAUUUUUAGAAAGCAUGGAAAACAUAAGAAGAACAUGGUUUAAUGAAUUUGGUAAUAUUAUAUGGGAUUAUAGAUAUAAUCCUAAUAAACAAGUAAUAUAUUUGAUCAAAAAGCUAUUGAAUUUAUUAGUAAAAAUAUAUGAAGAUAUACUGAUUAAUCCUUUGCAAAGCAUUCAAAGUGGAACUAUAAUUGAUGGAUAUAAUAACCUUUAUUUUAUCUUAUGGGAAAAAAAUUAUACUAAAAGCUCUCAUAAAGAUGAAAAAAUAUGGCUUAUACGUUCUCUUGAAACAAUAGGGGAAUAUAUUUCGGAAGAACAGUUUGAAAAAAUAGGAUUUUUAUGGGCUCAAGCAUCAUUCUCACUAUUAUUAUCAAAUAUAUCACAUGAUCAUUCGAUUGUUUCUACAAUAUGUAGUAUGAUAAAACGUUGCUAUUUAAAGUCUAGGGAAUUAGUUUUAGAUAUUUUUUUAUCUGAAAUAUGGAAAUAUAUUAAACUAUUAGAAUCAUCACAUAUUUCUGCAUAUAAAGAUCUUACGAUACUUGAUGCUAUCUUUUAUAUCAUUAAUUCAGUUUCACCUAGCGAUUAUGAAUUUUUGUCGCAAAAAGAUAAAGAAAGCUUCGAAAAACAACUAAUAAGAACAAUUGUAUUGUAUCAUCAUUCAUUAUUAAAAGAUAAAUUGAAUUGGGUUAAAUUAUGCAAAAGAAAUAAAAUGGAUCCAUCUGUAUUGGUAACUACUCAUGCUUUAGAAUUUGUUAAUACUAUUGAUUAUUUUCUUCGAAUCAAUAUUGAGAAUAAGAGCAAUUUAACAUUAUUGGCUAUUCAAUCAUCCAUAUCUACUUUAACAUCUUUGGAUCAAGUAGUAAUUGUUCCUUUAUUUGUAGAAGUAUUUUUGAAAUAUCUUUCUGAUUUGGAACUUGAAAGCAUUUCUGAAAAAGACAUUUCUAUAUUAAAGGAUAAAAUAGAUGAAAAAAUAGAAGAAAAAGAAGCUAUUAGAUCCAAAAUUUUAAAUUUGAAAUUACGGCUUAUUUCUGGACUUACUGUGAUUCAGGGACUUGCAUUAGCUAUUCAAAAAAGUAGAGAUUUAUGGUACUCUUAUGCCAUUAAUGUUUUAUUGUCAAAAAGUCUAUUGGAAAAGGGCUUAUUAAUUGCCUACGAAUCUAUAGUUCAAACAUAUUUAAAUUGUGCUAAGUGCACAUCUUUGAAAGAUAUUAAUACGAUGAUUGGAAUUGCAAUGCUACGUAUACUUAAUGUUGAUUACAUACAUUCUGAUUUUGUUGAGGAGCCUUUGAAGGAACUAGUAAUGAAAUUGCUACUUCGAUUGGAUUCUUUGACAAAACAAUGCCCUAUUGAUAAAAUAUCUUUUAUUUAUGUAUCUCCAUUUUUAAUUCAAGUAAUAAAAAACAAUGGAAUAGGGACUAAUAACUUUAACGAAUCAGAUAAACAAGUUAUGUUAGCUGUUAAUAUACUCUCUUUUCAUAUAGAUUUUUAUAAAUUCUUUAUUUCAAGACUUGAAAUUAUUCAAGCACUUUUAAAUGUUUUGUAUCAUUUUCCGAAUCAAUUUAAUCAUGCCAAGGAUUGUCUUAUUCUAUUAUCUAAAGUUAUAAAGGAUAAUAUAACAAAAGAGGAAAUAAUGGAGCUUAUAAAAGGUUCUCUUUCUUCUAAUUUUCAAAUUCGUAAUACAGUUCUUCAAACUAUAGAGCCAUUAGACUUAUCACAAUGUGAUUUUUUUUAUGAGUUAUACCUUGCAGCUCAUGAUAAAAAUGAGAUAAAUUCCUCUUUGUCCUUAGCAAUUAUUAAAAAAAACAGUUUUUUGAUAUCUCGUGAUGCAAAGGAUAUUCUUAUAAAUUAUCUAUGUAAUGAUCAAUACUAUAUUAGAGAAUGUGCUUCUAAAGCGAUUUCUUCAUAUGUUAAAAAUUAUAUUCAAGAUGUAGAAGAAGUGAUUUUAAUAUUAGUUAAUCUUUAUGAAGAAAAGUCUAAAUUACAGUCAUUAGAAUAUGAUGAGUAUGGAAUUCCUAUUUCAAGGACAUUAAAUAGACGAGAUGCAUGGGAAACUAGAAGCGCUAUAGCUUCAUCUUUCUUUUAUUUAAUACCUUAUUUCACAUUAACUAUAGUUCCUUUUUUUUUAGAGUUCUUACUUGGAAUGCCUAAUAAACAUGUUCCUUUAAAGGAUAAUUCUCCAGAAGUACGAGAAAAAAUGCUAAAAAAUGGUUUAAGCAUCAUUUCAUAUUAUGGUGAUUUUCAUGUCGAAAACCUCUUUAAAAUUCUUGAUAAUCAUUUAACAUCUUCAGAUGGACUUUUGGAAAGUUAUAUCGAUGAGGGUGUAAUUAUACUUUAUGCUGCAAUAACAAGUCAUUUAAAGAUGGAUGAUAGAAGAGUUCCUAUAGCAAUAGGAAAACUUAUGAAUAUGCUUAGAAGUCCAUCAGAAAAUAUUCAAAUAGCUAUUGCUGAAUCUUUUUCUUCAUUAAUUAAAUUUUCUUUGGAAAAGGUUCCUAAUUACAUAGAAAGAUUGAAAGAAGAAUUAUUUACAUCUGGAAAAUAUGCUGAAAGAAAAGGAGCUGCUUAUGGUUUAGCAGGAGUUAUUAAAGGCGGUGGCAUAGAAUUGCUUGAAAAAUAUGAGAUUAUAGAAACACUUAAAAAUGCAAUUACUAAUAAAAAGGAUCAUAAAUAUAGACAAGGCGCACUUUUUGCAAUUGAAUCGUUUUCGCAAAUUCUUGAACAGGCUUUUGAAUCUUAUAUUAUUGAGAUGAUUCCUUAUUUAUUAACUACUUUUGGAGAUCCCGUUGUAGAUAUCAGAGAGAGUACUGCUGAUACAGCAAAAACGAUUAUGGGUAAAGUUAGUGAACAUGGUGUGAAAUCAAUAUUACCAUCAUUACUCUUGGGACUGGAGGAAAAUAAUUGGCGUUCUAAAAAAGGCUCAAUUGAUUUUCUUAGUUCUAUGGCGUAUUGUUCACCUUAUCAGUUAUCUUCUUCUUUGCCUAUAAUUAUACCUCGUUUAACUGAAAUGAUUAAUGAUUCUCACUUACAGGUGCGUUCGGCUGCAAAUGAUAGUCUUUUGAAAUUUAGUAAAAUAAUUAAUAAUCCUGAAAUUCAAAAAUUGGUUCCUACCUUAUUAAAAUCAUUAAGCAAUCCAAAUGAACAUACAGAGUCUGCUCUUGAUUUACUGCAUGAAUUUUCAUUUACAAGUUCUAUUGAUUCUACUUUACUUGCUAUAAUUAUGCCGGUUUUAGAACAAGGACUAAAAGAACGUUCUGCAACUUCAAGAAAAAAGGCAGUUAAAAUUAUAGAAAAAAUCUCUUCUUUAAUAGAAACAAGUGAUUUUAUUCCAUAUCUUGAUACUAUACUUCUAAGUUUACGAAAAAUCCUUAUAGACCCGGUUCCUGCAACUAGGGAAACAUCAGCAAAAGCCUUGGGAACAUUAGUGAAAAAUUUAGGAGGUGCUAAUUUUCCUCAUCUAAUACCUGAUUUGUUAUCAACAUUAAAAAAAGAUAUUAGUUCAAUAGAACGUCAUGGUUCUUCUCAAGGAAUUUCUGAAAUACUUUCAGGCCUCAAUAUUCAAUAUUUAGAAAACAUAUUACCUCAAAUUCUUGAAAAUUCUUUAAGUUCUGUAUCAUAUGUUAAAGAAGGGUAUAUUUCUUUAUUCAUUUAUCUUCCUCGUGCCUUCGGACCAAGAUUUCAGCCAUACAUAGGAAAAAUUGUAUCGCCGAUUCUUUUAGGAUUGGCAGAUGAUUCAGAAUCUGUUCGUGAUGUUUCAUUAUCUGCUGGAAAAGUUAUUAUUGAUAAUUAUUCAACAAAAGCAGUGGAUUUUCUUUUGCCUGAAUUACAAAAAGAAAUAUUUAAUGAAAAUUGGAAAAUUAGGCUGAGUUCUGUUCAAUUGAUAAGCAAUCUUCUUUUUCAUAUUACUGGGAUAUCCGGCAAAGUUCAUUUAGAAGAAAAUAUUAAUGCUUCUCAACAUUACAAGAAUUUUCUUUUAGAUAUUUUAGGUCAAGAAAAGAGAGAUAGUAUUUUGGCUUCUCUUUAUAUUUUGAGGCAAGAUUCUAUUGAACAGGUUCGUUCUUUUGUUUUAAAUAUUUGGAAAGCAUUAGUUAUAAAUACUUCUAAAACAGUGAAAGAGAUUUUGCCAGUUAUAAUUAACAUGAUUAUUCAAUGUCCUAAUACUUUAAAUAAAGCACGAGAUUCAAUGUUUAUAAAAACUCUUGGAGAUUUAGUAAAAAAAUUAGAAGAUGUUAUAUCUUCUAUGUUAUUACCACUUCAAGAGAGUAUAACUCGUAGCGAACCUAUUACAAAAGUCAGACUAAGUAUUGCUUUGACAGAAAUUAUUCAAAAUUCAAAUAUCGAAUCAUUAGAACCAUAUAAAAAUGGUCUAAUUAAAACUAUACAUCAUUGUCUUAUGGAUAUUAAAGAUGUUAGGAAAAGUGCUGCACUGAUGUUUAGUGCUAUGUAUGAACUUUAUGGGAAUAUCGUUAUUAAUCAAAUUUUACCAAAUCUUCUUAAUUCACUUCAUUCAAAUAAAAAUUCAAAAAAUGCACUGGAAGCUUUAAAAGAACUUAUUUAUGUGCGUCCUCAAAAUAUUUUACCAAUAUUAAUACCAAAAAUUACAAAAGUUCCUGUUUCAGAUGUAAAUGCAAAGAUUAUUAGUUCUUUUGCGCAGGUUCAUUGUCCUAGUUUUAAAUACUAUUUUUCAACAAUAAUUAAUGCUUUAGUGGAUACAUUAAUAUUUGACAUUGACGUAGAAAUAGAAAUAGAGGUUAAAAAUGCAAUAGAUAGUGUUUUGCUUUCAGUCUAUGAUCCAGAAGGUAUGAAUAUAUUAAUUCCAAUAAUGCUUGAACUAGUAAAGGAUGAAAACUGGAAAAAACAAGUUUUAGCAUGUCAACAUUUGAUUUAUUUUUUUAAAUUUACAAAGCAGGAUUAUUCUAGAUAUUUUGAUGAAUUUAUUUAUGUUUUUCUUUCACUUUUUGAUGACGAGAAUGAUGAAGUAGUAAAAUCAGCAUGGGAAGCACAGAAUGCUUUUACAGCCUCCUUAAAAAAAGUAGAUAUGGAAAAUCUUAUUGGACCUACACAAAAAGUACUUCAUAAUAUUGGAAUGGUGGGAACUGAAUUAAAGGCAUUUCAAUUACCUAAAGGCAUUAAUGCUAUUUUGCCUAUAUUUUUGCAAGGAAUCAUAUUUGGAAAUGCUGAAAAAAGAGAGUUGGCUGCUAUAGGCAUUUCCGAUAUUAUUGAGCGUGCAAAUUCUGAUAUGCUUAGUCCUUUUGUAAUACAAAUUACAGGACCUCUUAUUAGAACAAUAGGAGAAUGGUAUCCAAUUCAAGUAAAAUUGCCUGUUUUGCAUACUCUCGAGCUUUUACUAAAAAAAGUGCCAUUACUUUUAAGGCCUUUUUUACCUCAAUUACAAAGAACUUUUUUAAGAUGUCUUGCUGAUCCAGUUUCUGAUCAAUUACGUUCAGAGGCUUCCUCUUUAUUGGAAAUUUUGGCUACAUUUCAGCCUAGAAUUGAACCAUUAAUUAAUGAACUUGUUAAUGGAUCAAAUAAUCUACACAGUGGUGUUAAAUUGAUUAUGAUCAAGUCACUUUUUAAUAUCAUAUCAAAAUCCGAUUUUUGUAUUAACGAUUCAUUAAAAAACAUAUUAUAUACAUUAGUUGAAAAUAAUAUGAAUAUAAAUGAUUUUCAAAUACUUAGUUAUAUUGGAAGAUUUUCUAUGAUUUUAUUUAAAUAUUUUGAUAAAAAUAAUGCUUUGGUCUUUCUUCGUUCAAGAAUUUUUGUUGCAGAGCAUAAUAAUUAUUCCAUUCUUACACUCAAUGCUAUUUUAGUCGAUUGUUCACAAUAUUUAAUCGAAUUAGAUUGCUGUGCGCAAGCAGUUGAUUCAAUUAUUAAUGGUUGUUUGAAUAAUAAACCGUAUAUAGCUAAUAAUUCAUUUUUGGCGGCAGGAAAAUUUUUAUUAGACACUCGUUUUAAUACUAAUCUUAAUUACACAAAAUUAAUUAUAGAAACUUUGGUUAAUUGUAUCAAAAAUCCGAAAAUUACACCUGAUGCUAAUCGACUAAUUUUAACUGUUAUUUCUUGCAUUAGCAAAAAAUCUUAUGAUGUUAUAAAAUCUCAUUUUAACCUUAUUGUUCCUAUUGUUUUUCAAAAUGUUCAUCAUAUUUCAACACCAAUUCAGCUUGCUGCCGAAUCUGCUUUUAUUUCUUUAUUCAAAAUUACAUCUUAUGAUCGUUCUUUUCUCAAUAAAUACAUUGCUACUCUUGAUUCUGCUCAGGCCAAAUCUAUAGCUGCUUAUCAUAAACGCAUUAUGACAAAAAUUACAACUAUAGAAUUUCAAAAUCAUAUAACAUCAUAUUGUAAUGAUGCUUAUCAAGAAAUCAUGGCCGUUGGAUUGUCAUUUACUUGUGAUCUUUAUUAG